Molecule: messenger RNA, 518 nt
Organism: Aspergillus fijiensis CBS 313.89
Lineage: Eukaryota; Fungi; Ascomycota; Eurotiomycetes; Eurotiales; Aspergillaceae
Exons: 2
Coding region: 170-364 (64 amino acids)
Source: RefSeq, a predicted model, not a curated record
GGGGGGGGGAGAGAAGGCGUAGAUUCAGGGUUCUGAAUGGAUUCCCUAGCUAGUCACCAUGCGGAAAGUCGUCGGGCGAUAGUCGACCAGAGAAAGAAGGUUAUAGGAAAGCAGAGAAUCAAGUAGAGCCCGGUUGGGGAGGAAUGUGUUGAUAGACGCGACAGUUGGGAUGUGGAGAGAAGAGGCGCGCAAGGUGAAUUGGUUGGAGGGUUGGAGGGUUGGAGAGAAUUGGGUAGGGUCGGACAACGGACAACGACAAACGGAGAGCGAGCCAGGGCGGAGAGGGGUGGAAAGGACCCGGGCCGCACCAGUCGUCAACUGGGAGGGGAAGGAAGCGCGCACCGGCGGUCGGGAUAAGUUAUAGGCGAUUGCGAGGGGGAGGACAACGAGGGAGACCCAGACAGGAAAUGAAAGCGCGGAUCAGCAAGCGGGAAGUACGAAAGUACGUAAGUACGUAAGUAUGUCAAGAGAGGAGAAGUAUUAAGAUGCCCGUGGCCAGGGAGGAGCUGGAGGAGGAG